AUGGGCAUCAAGGGAAUCUACCUUGCUGGCACUGUUCUGAUGAACCAGCCAUGGGGCUCUGAUGGCUAUUCCGCUCUGGAUACCACGCUUUUGGAUCAACACUUUGGCGACAUCCAUGAAUGGAGGGAUGCGAUCACUGAAAUCCAUCGCCGGGGCAUGUAUGUCAUAUUUGACAACACUGUUGCAACGAUGGGAGAUCUAAUCGGUUUUGAGGGCUAUCUGAACACAACAACCCCCUUCCGAAUGAGCGAACACAAGGCAAGUUGGAAGUCCGAUCGCCAUUAUGCUGACUUCCAUUUUGGGAAUUCCUACAACGAAACUUGCGAGUAUCCGCGCUUCUGGAAUGAGACUGGCUUCCCUGUUGAUCAAUAUGUCGAUGACGAGCUCAAAGGUUGCUACGAUAGCGAUUUCGACCAGUAUGGAGAUAUUGAAGCAUUUGGUGUCUAUCCUGACUGGAAGCGUGAGCUUGCCAAAUUUGCUUCCGUCCAAGAUCGCCUUCGUGAAUGGGUCCCUAGUGUCCGCGAGCGAAUAAUUAGGCAUUCAUGCAUGAUCAUUCAUUCGCUAGAUAUUGAUGGAUUCCGUUAUGAUAAAGCUACGCAGGUGACUGUGGACGCGCUGGGUGAAAUCUCGAGCGCUUACCGAGAGUGUGCUCGGAGUGUUGGGAAGCAUAAUUUCUUCAUCCCUGGAGAGAUCACGUCGGGGAAUACAUUCGGCUCAGUCUUCCUGGGACGUGGUAGGCAGCCGGACAUGGUUCCGGAAACCCUCGAUGAAGCUUUUCACCUGACCAACAGUUCCAAUUCCAGUUAUUUCAUCCGCAGUGUAGACAAGCAAGCUAUCGAUGGAGCCGCUUUCCAUUAUUCGGUGUACAGAUCUUUGACUCGCUUCCUUGGAAUGGACGGCAAUCUCGCCGCUGGAUACGAUGUUCCAGUCAGCUGGACAGAGGCAUGGUACGAUAUGAUUCUCACCAAUGAUCUCGUCAACGCAAAUACUGGUGAAUUCGAUCCAAGACACAUGUACGGGGUUACCAAUCAAGAUGUCUUCAGAUGGCCAGCCGUCGAGCAAGGCCUUGAGAGACAACUUCUUGCGCUCUUUAUCACGACUUUGCAUAUGCCUGGUAUUCCUCUCCUUCUUUGGGGAGAGGAGCAAGCUUUCUACAUUCUCGAUGCCUUGGCUUCCAAUUACAUUUAUGGCCGCCAGGCGAUGUCACCAGCGACCGCAUGGAAGAAUCACGGCUGUUUCCAUCUGAACUCCACCCAAUACUUUGACUGGCCCAUUAAGUCAGGUCGGGAAGGCUGUCACGAUGAUUCUGCUACAUAUGAUCAUCGGGAUCCAGCACAUCCCAUCAGGAACACCAUCAAGCAUAUGUAUCAGAUGCGAGAAGACUACCCCGCGCUGAAUGACGGAUGGUGGAUCCAGUUACUGUCUAACCAAACACGUGAGAUUGUUUAUCCAGGGUCAAAUGGCGUUCCUACUGAGACAGGCAUGUGGUCGAUCAUGAGGAGCCCUUACUACCAGAAGCAGAAUCUUGGAGCAUCAGGAAAUCAAACUGUCUGGCUCAUGUAUCAAAAUGAUAACAAAACAGUUGACUACAAGUUCGACUGUUCCGACACGGACACGGCUCUUGUGUCGCCCUUUGACACCAACACCACGGUCAAAAAUCUAUUCUAUCCCCACGACGAGCUCACCCUUGUGAACAGUCCAACCAAACUACAUCUCAAUGGAUCCAAAGAAUUCAACGGCUGUCUAGACAGCUUGACACUGAAGCCUUAUGAGUUCAGAGCCUAUGUCCCAAAGAACAAUUUUAUCCCGCCACGGCCUAUGAUCACCGAGUUUACUCCAGGGCACGACGUUCCGGUGCUUUCCACUGCAUCUCCCGGCGAGAGUGAAGACCUCAACAUCACUUUGUACUUCUCUACCGAAAUGGAUUGCAAAAUUGUCACUCAGUCCAUAUCUCUCGAAUCUAGCACCGAAAAUGACGAAGUGCCAUCUGUCGCUCAAGAUAGCGUCAGCUGUCAAUUCGAAGACCCUGAGGAAUCCUCAUUGACAGGGCAUAUUCCAAGCACCUGGUCCUGGUCAGCUACUUUAAUCGGGGUAUACAACGGGAUUCACCGAUUGACAGUGAACAACGCAUCAAGUGCAGAUGGAAGGCCAACUAAUGCAGUCGAUCAUUUCUUGAUUCGCAUUGGGCAGCUUGACAACCCCAUGGUCUUCUCCACCGCGAAUUACUCCACAAGCCUCCUCCACAAACACGGCCGUGACGGUCUUUUCAUCCAGCAACACGCAGCAGGGGCAGAUCUUUAUCGGUACUCUACCAACUGGGGCAGCUCAUUCUCCGACUGGAUUACCUAUGAAGGCGGCAAUCACACAAUUGAAAGACAGCAUUGGUCGGGACAAAAGCUCAAGCGUGGAAGGGAAGGAGACACUUCUGACUACAAACCGGUCAUUCCACGUCGAUUCCCACACCUCUUCUUCAAUGGACCGUUCAAUGGAUAUGGGUAUGAUGCGGGCAUCGCGAACACUGUCAAGCAGGACAGUGAUGGUAUAUGGAAAUUCCGUUUCAUGGCGGAAUGGCCAGCUCAAGGUCAGCUCAACGUUUGGGGUAUAAACCCUGAUGGGCAGCCGGAUCAGAGCUACAUCUUUGGUGAUUCCGAUGGUGAUUCUGUAUUGGACCGCCUCCCUCCAUCUUCGUUGAGUGUGACAUCGAUCAAUAUCACCCAGCAUCCACCCCGCCCGCACUUGGCAUGGCAGAUACACCUGGAUGACUCAAGUUUAAGAUUCAAGCUUGUGCCAGCGGGGUCAGAAUACGUUCAGAUGGCCCUCUUCUUCAUGCUUUGGAUCAUCCCCAUACUCAGCGCCUGCACUACUGCUUUCAUUUUCAUGAAGUCCUUCUAUCGCAUCAAGUUCAACCAAGUGGGUGUCAGUGAGAAAAAGACUUUGAUCUCGCUUGAUCUCUUGAACAGACUGAAAGCUGAGAAAACUCCCGAGGGUGGAUCAAAGAGCUUUCUGGCUCGCCUGGCCAACAAAUCCAGGUUUCUCCAGAGCAACACGGCUUUUGGCAAUCGGAAUCAUCAACGGCGGAAAGUUUUGGUCGCGACCAUGGAAUACGAUGUUGACGACUGGGGCAUCAAGAUCAAGAUCGGUGGCCUGGGCGUCAUGGCACAGCUGAUGGGGAAACAGCUCAGCCACGAAGACCUGAUAUGGGUCAUUCCAUGUGUUGGUGGAAUACAAUAUCCUGUGGAUAAACCUGCAGAAUCGAUGUUUGUCACGAUCCUGGGCAACUCCUACGAAAUCAAGACUCAGUAUCACCACCUGCGAAAUAUAACAUACGUCCUCUUGGACGCCCCGGUUUUCAGACAACAGACAGCUGGAGAACCAUAUCCAGCUCGGAUGGAUGACAUGGAUAGUGCCAUCUACUAUUCAGCCUGGAAUCAGUGUAUUGCGCAAGCUAUGAAGCGAUUCCCGAUUGACUUGUACCAUAUCAAUGAUUACCAUGGCGCAAUCGCUCCCCUAUAUGUGCUCCCAGAAACCAUUCCAGUCUGUCUGUCUCUUCACAAUGCAGAGUUCCAAGGGCUAUGGCCCAUGAGAACCCACAAGGAGAAAGCCGAGGUGUCCUCCGUCUUCAAUCUCGAUCUUGAUGUGGUUACACGAUACGUUCAAUUUGGAGAAGUCUUCAAUCUGUUACACGCAGGUGCCAGUUACCUUCGGCUUCACCAACAAGGAUUCGGAGCGGUUGGCGUUUCCAAGAAAUAUGGUAAGCGCUCAUACGCACGAUAUCCGAUUUUCUGGGGUCUACGGAAGGUGGGGAAUUUGCCGAACCCUGAUCCUUCAGAUACUGGAGAGUGGAACAAGGAGGUCCCCAAAGAGGACGAGAUCAAUGUGGACAGCGAGUUUGAAAAAGGAAGAGCAGAACUCAAACGUCAAGCACAAGAGUGGGCAGGCCUUCAUCAGAUCCCCGACGCAGACCUUUUGGUCUUCGUGGGCAGAUGGUCAAUGCAAAAGGGGAUAGAUCUAAUCGCAGAUGUGAUGCCCGCUGUGCUAGAAGCUCGACCAAAUGUCCAGCUGAUUUGCGUGGGGCCGGUUAUUGAUCUCUAUGGCAAGUUCGCUGCGCUCAAGCUGGACCGAAUGAUGAAACUAUAUCCAGGCCGCGUGUUUUCGAAGCCUCAGUUCACCGUAUUGCCUCCCUAUAUCUUUUCCGGUGCGGAAUUCGCGUUAAUCCCAUCACGAGAUGAGCCAUUCGGCUUAGUUGCCGUAGAAUUUGGUCGCAAAGGUGCCCUUGGGAUUGGUGCUCGCGUUGGGGGGACUUGGCCAAAUGCCUGGAUGGUGUUAGCAAUUGACAGCGCACUCUCCUCUAAACAGGAAGUGCGAGCCAAAAUGCGAGCACGGUCUGCCAAACAACGUUUCCCUGUUGCUCAAUGGAUCGAAGAUCUGGAGAUACUCCAGUCUACUGCAAUUCGCGUUCACAAUAAGGAGCGAUCGAAGUCACAGGCUCAGACCAACGCUGCGAACUCUGCUUAUAACGCCAUUUAUGGCAUGAUGACCCCCCAAGUGGCAGUUUCCGUAAAAUCUGGCGCCUCUGGUGGAACCGUCACGCCCCCGUUACAGUCCCCAAGUCGUCCAAGCACUGUUGCGUCGAUGCAGCGGAGUUCCGUGGUCUACAGCCGCGACCCUAGCCCAGGCGAUAAUGCCAGGCCCAAAUCCGGUCUCAGCAGACAGCUUUCCUUUGGGGUCCGACCUGUCUCCGCCCCAUCAGAUGGCCGCGGCCGCGUGCGCGAAGCAGGCAAGGGAAGUAUUUGUGAUGCCGACGAAACCCCAGGCACAGCCACUCCAGACAUUGCCGAAGACAGCGACGAUGAGAUCAUGUCAACCUGCUAUGGCGACGACGAAGAGACCAUAGGCCCCGAGUCAACCGAGACGAUCCGCCGAGCUGAUGCGCCUUCCCCCCCUGCCUCGUCUUCUGGAGUCCCGCUGACCCGAGAGCUUCUUGCAGCGCGUCGUGCCAGCCAGAGCUCCCUUAUAGCUCGAUCUAUAGGCUCGCCCUCAAGUUCCACCGUACCUAGCGUCAUUGGCACAGAAGAUACUCUUCUCCCUCCGUCCAGACCGUGGGCAGAGCCUGGGCAUAAAUUGAGCAGCGCAUCUGUCUUAUCGGUCGACUCCGUCGUGGGUGACAAGAAGGAUUACAAGCUACAAAAAGUAGAUCCCAAUUUCACCGACAGCAAUGGCGAGUACUACCGCGCCUUUGAAAAGAAACUCGAAGAUCUGAACGGCACAAACUCCGACUCGCAGCUGUGUAUCGAGCAGUAUCUCGAGAAGAGUGAAAAGAAGUGGUUUGACAGGUUCCGCGAUGCUCGUCUAGGGCGCAACCAAUCUCCAGCGACAUCGGUGCCGUUUGGAAAGACAGGUAAUUCGCCCCCGGGAUCGAUCACCAACGACGACGCCACUUCCCAUGAAAGUGGCGGGCACGAGCGAAAAGAAGGAGAUGAAUUUUUCCUUGGAGCAGAUUAUGUUCCACCAACCGGACUUAAGAAGUGGAUGCAGAUGCGCCUAGGCGAUUGGCCUGUAUACUCCUUAUUUCUCGGUCUUGGUCAAAUCAUUGCAGCGAACUCGUAUCAGAUUACUCUGCUUACCGGUGAAGUCGGCCAAUCUGCGGAAAAGUUGUACGGGAUAGCCACCGUAUACGCGAUCACGUCGGCUCUUUGGUGGCUCUACUUCCGCUUCUGCAAAUCCGUGCAUGUUCUCACUUUGCCGUGGUUUCUAUACGGACUUGCAUUCCUCAUCAUCGGCCUCGCUCACUUCGAGCCAAACUCGUUUACCAGAGGGUGGAUUCAGAAUGUGGGCAGUGGGAUAUAUGCCGCUGCUUCCUCGAGCGGUUCGAUAUUUUUCGCUCUCAACUUCGGUGAUGAGAGUGGCGCACCGGUCAAAAAGUGGGUGUUCCGUGCCUGUCUGAUCCAAGGGACGCAGCAAGUCUAUGUGAUUGCCCUUUGGUACUGGGGUUCGACCUUGACAAAGGCCAAUAACGCUGGCGUAGCUAACGUCCAAGGCAACAUCACGAACACUUGGAGAAUGACCGCCAUCUGUACUCCGAUAACAAUCUUCCUCUGGAGCGUGGGACUUAUAGUCUAUUUUGGACUGCCGAACUACUACCGUCAAGCCCCAGGCAAAGUCCCAUCUUUCUAUAAGUCAGUGUUUCGACGAAAAAUUGUACUUUGGAAUUGGGUUGUGAUCAUCAUUCAAAACUUCUUCCUGAGCGCCCCUACGGUCGAAAUUGGAACUAUCCUGAUCCUCUGCGUCGUGUUCUUUGGCUUCGCCUGGAUCGCAGUCCUCUUCCUUCUAGGCUGGAUAUCCAAGUCACACAGUUGGAUCCUACCGAUCGUAGCCUGUGGGCUCGGUGCGCCUCGCUGGGCCCAGAUAUGGUGGGGCACCUCUGGAUCGGGCGUGUUCCUUCCAUGGGCAGGCAGCUACGUCUCUGGCGCGCUGGUGUCGCGCAGUCUCUGGCUGUGGCUGGGGGUCCUCGAUGCGUUGCAGGGCCUGGGCUUCGGAAUGAUCUUGCUGCAAACGCUCACGCGUAUGCAUAUUUGCUUCACGCUCCUUGUAUCUCAGGUCCUUGGCUCCAUAGCGACCAUCUGCGCCCGGGCUUUUGCACCUAAUAAGAUUGGCCCCGGGCCUAUCUCGCCCGACAUCACAGCUGGUGCGGGCGCUUUGGCAAAUGCUUGGUUCUGGGUUGCGUUGCUUUUUCAACUCUCGAUUUGUGGUGGCUUUUUGCUCUUUUUCAGACGGGAGCAGCUCUCCAAGCCGUAG
Messenger RNA from Penicillium chermesinum, 6795 nucleotides. It is a transcript of the gene ags2, whose product is annotated as alpha-1,3-glucan synthase Ags2. Lineage: Eukaryota; Fungi; Ascomycota; Eurotiomycetes; Eurotiales; Aspergillaceae. Gene Ontology annotation, biological process: fungal-type cell wall (1->3)-alpha-glucan biosynthetic process. The transcript has 8 exons. The record is from RefSeq and is a predicted model, not a curated record. Gene Ontology annotation, molecular function: alpha-1,3-glucan synthase activity. The coding region runs from base 1 to 6795 and encodes 2264 amino acids. Gene Ontology annotation, cellular component: fungal-type cell wall.